GAGUCUGGAGGUACCUCAAAGGCAAAGAUAUCGUGACUCAUGAAAUCCUCUUGGAUGGUGGGAACAAAGUGGUGAUCGGCGGCUUUGGGGACCCCUUGAUCUGCGACAACCAAGUCUCGACAGGGGACACCCGGAUUUUCUUUGUCAACCCCGCCCCCCAGUACAUGUGGCCGGCACACAGAAAUGAGCUGAUGCUGAACUCCAGCCUGAUGCGGAUUACCCUGCGCAACCUGGAGGAGGUGGAGCACUGCGUGGAAGAACAUAGGAAGCUUCUUGCUGACAAGCCCGUCAACUAUUUUCCCCAGUCGCUGCCGACGCCGCAAGAUGCAUGCCGAGGAAUGCUCUGUGGGUUCGGAGCUGUGUGCGAAAGGAGUCCCGCUGACCCAUCCCAGGCCUCUUGCGUCUGCAAAAAGACCACGUGCCCCUCAGUGGUGGCUCCUGUCUGUGGCUCGGACUAUUCCACCUACAGCAACGAGUGUGAGCUGGAGAAGGCCCAGUGCAACCAGCAGAGGAGGAUCAAAGUCAUCAGCAAGGGACCCUGUGGUUCCAAGGACCCCUGUGCGGAGGUGACGUGUAGUUUUGGCAGCACCUGUGCCCGCUCUACUGAUGGGCAGUCGGCCAAGUGCAUCUGCCCGUCCUCAUGCCGCGGGGUGGCCGAGGGCACCGUGUGUGGCAGUGAUGGCAAGGACUACCGCAGUGAGUGUGAGCUCAACAAGCACGCCUGCGAUGCACAGCAGAACGUCUUCAAGAAGUUCGACGGGCCCUGCGACCCUUGCAAGAACGCUGUCAAUGACCUAAGCCGGGUCUGCCGGGUGAACCCUCGCACUCGCCGAGCGGACCUGCUCUUCCGGCCUGAAAACUGCCCCCCAAAGAGGGACCCAGUGUGUGGUGAUGAUGGGGUAACCUAUGACAGCGAGUGCAUCAUGGGACGGUCGGGCGCUCUGCGGGGGCUGGAGAUCCAGAAGGUGCGUUCGGGGCAGUGCCAGCCACAGGACAAGUGCAGGGACGAAUGCAAGUUCGGCGCCGUGUGCCUCAACCGGCGUGGCACCACCCGCUGCUCCUGCGAUCGCAUCACCUGUGACGGCGCCUAUCGGCCCGUCUGCGCCCGGGACAGCCGGACGUACAGCAACGACUGCGAGCGCCAGAAGGCAGAGUGCCAGCAGAAAGCUGUCCUCCCCGUAAAGCACGAGGGGCCCUGUGACCUGGGCACCCCCAGCCCCUGCCUCAGCGUGGAGUGCACCUUUGGGGCCACCUGCGUGGUGAAGAACCAGGAGGCGGUGUGCGAGUGCCAGCAGGUCUGCCAAGGUCGCUACGACCCCGUCUGCGGCAGCGACAACCGCACCUACGGCAACCCUUGCGAGCUGAGUGCCACUGCCUGUGUCUUGAAGAAGGAGAUCAAAGUCAAGCACAAAGGGCCCUGUGACCGUUGCGGCAAAUGCCAGUUUGGUGCCAUCUGCGAGGCAGAGACGGGCCGAUGCGUGUGCCCCACGGAGUGCGUGGCCUCCUCACAGCCCGUGUGCGGCACCGACGGCAGCACCUAUGGCAGCGAAUGCGAGCUCCACGUCCGGGCCUGCACCCAGCAGACCAACAUCCAGGUGGCUGCGCAAGGAGACUGCAAGUCCUGCGGCAGCACGGUGUGCUCCUUUGGAAGCAAGUGCGUGGGCGGGCAGUGCGUGUGCCUGCGCUGCGAGAGGCAGCCCUUCUCCCCGGUGUGCGGCAGCGACGGCGUGACUUAUGACAACCCGUGUGAACUGCACGUGGCUUCCUGCCAGCAGAAGAAGACCAUCGAGGUCUCCAGGACGGGGCCAUGCGAGGACGAAUGCGGCUCAGGGGGGUCUGGCUCCGGGGACGACGGUGAGUGCGAGCAGGACCGGUGCCGGCGGUUUGGAGGCCUGUGGGAUGAGGACAUGGAGGACGACCGCUGCGUGUGCGACUUCACCUGCUUGGCUGUGCCACGCAGCCCGGUGUGCGGCUCUGACGGAGUGACCUACGCCAACGAGUGUGAGCUCAAGAAGUCACGCUGUGAGAAACGCCAGGACCUCUACGCCGCCGGGCAAGGAGCCUGCCGCACCGCCACGACGACCCCCCCGCCACUGCUGGUCCUGCACUGCAGCCAGACCGUGUACGGAUGCUGCCCUGACAACAUGACCCUGGCCCUUGGCGUGGGCUCAGCCGGGUGCCCGAGCACCUGCCAGUGUAAUGCCUACGGCUCCUACGGGGGGGCCUGCGACCCCACCACCGGCCAGUGCUCCUGCAAACCCGGCGUGGGAGGCCUCAAGUGCGACCGCUGUGAGCCCGGCUUCUGGAACUUCCGCGGCAUCGUCACCGACAGCAAGAGCGGCUGCACCCCUUGUAACUGCGACCCGGUGGGCUCCGUCCGUGAUGACUGCGAGCAGAUGACUGGACUUUGCUCCUGUAAGACGGGCAUCACCGGCAUGAAAUGCAACCAGUGCCCCAAUGGCAGCAAGCUGGGCAUGACCGGCUGCGAGAAAGACCCAUCGGCACCAAAAUCCUGCCAUGAGAUGAGCUGUGAGUUCGGGGCGUCAUGCGUGGAGGUCAAUGGCUUUGCCCACUGUGAAUGCCCAUCCCCACUCUGCACGGAGGCCAACAUGACCAAGGUGUGCGGCUCUGACGGUGUCACCUAUGGUGACCAGUGCCAGCUGAAGACCAUUGCGUGCCGGCAAGGACAGAUCAUCACGGUGAAGCACGCCGGACAGUGCCAUGAGUCCAUCACUCACGCAAGUCAUACCUUGCCUCCCACGCCGCUGCCCAUGCCCACGCAGGCCCUGGACAGACUCCUCCUCCCCCCGCCUCUGCAGCUCACCCCUCGGGCCCCCGACUCCACGGAGAAACCCACCGGGUCCCUGCUGGUGGAGGCGAGGCCCACUCCAAGAAGCCAUCCUGCUACCAGACGGAUAACCACUGCCCGGCCAGCCACCACUCCCUGGAUCACGCACGGCCUUCGCAAGACCACUGUCCGCCCCAUCUCUACUGCUCCGGUGGUCCCAGCCACCAUCCAGCCUGCCUUCGCUGAGUCUGGCAGCGCAGAAGGCAGUGGAGACCAGGAGAUGGGCAUCAGUGGGGACCAGGAAGCUAGUGGAGCCGGCUCGGCAGGAGAAGAGGAGCCAGAGGAAAGCCAAGUUACACCCACUCCAGCCAUUGAAAGAGCCACCUGCUUUAAUACCCCUCUGGGCUGCUGCUCUGAUGGCAAGACAGCCGCCAUCGAUGCAGAAGGGAGCAACUGUCCUGCCACCAAGGUCUUCCAAGGAGUACUCAUCCUGGAGGAGGUGGAGGGCCAGGAGCUGUUCUACACGCCCGAGAUGGCCGACCCCAAAUCGGAGCUCUUCGGGGAAACUGCCCGGAGCAUCGAGAGUGCGCUGGACGAGCUUUUCCGCAACUCUGAUGUCAAGAGGGAUUUCAAGAGCAUCCGCGUGAGGGACCUGGGUCAGAGCAACGCCGUCCGUGUCAUCGUCGAGUCCCACUUUGAUCCAGCCACGUCCUACACAGCGGCCGACGUCCAGAAGGCCCUUCUGAAGCAGAUCAAAGCCUCCAAGAAGAAGACCCUCCUGGUGAAGAAGCCGCAGCAGGAUCAUGUCAAAUUCAUGGACUUCGACUGGAUCCCCAGGCUCUUCACCACCACAACCACUACGACCACUGCCACCACCAUGGCGCCCGCCACCACGCGGAGGUUCACCACCGCCACAACCGCCCACGUCCUGCACCCAGAAACCAUGGGGAAGCCCAGCAGCAAGAUGGCAGCACCUGUCACCACCAGGAGACCCACUGCCACCGUGCCAGCCACCACCCGGAGGAAACCCACGCGCCAGCCCCCAGCCACCAAGAAGCCGGCCCGGCCCUGUGACUCCCAUCCCUGCCUGCAUGGCGGCACUUGCGAGGACGAUGGGAAAGAGCUCACCUGCAGCUGGGCUUCCACUGUCCGGGUGGGGGGCCAUGAAUGCCUAUGUUCCAUCAGAUACUUCAUCCCCAGCUUCGGCGGAAAGUCCUACCUGGCCUUCAAGACGAUGAAGGCCUAUCACACGGUGCGCAUCGCCAUGGAGUUUCGGGCCUCCGAGCUCAGCGGGCUGCUGCUCUACAAUGGGCAGAACCGGGGCAAGGACUUCAUCUCCCUGGCACUUGUCAGUGGCUUUGUGGAGCUCAGGUUCAACACAGGAUCUGGUACCGGCGUCAUCACCAGCAAAGUGCCUGUCGAGCCUGGCAAGUGGCACCAGCUGGUGGUGAACCGGAACCGCCGUAAUGGCAUGCUGUCGGUGGAUGGGGAGUCGCACGUGAACGGGGAGAGCCCCACCGGCACCGAUGGGCUGAACCUGGACACAGAAUUGUUCAUCGGAGGGGCACCGGAAGACCAGAUGCUUGUGGUGGCAGACCGCACCGCAGCCACGGCGGGCCUGAAGGGCUGCAUCCGUCUGCUGGAUGUGAACAACCAGAUGUACGACCUGCGGGAGAAGGGCAGCGACGUGAUGUACGGCAGCGGGGUGGGCGAGUGCGGCAAUGACCCCUGCCACCCCAACCCCUGCCACCACGGCGGCAUCUGCCACGUCAAGGAGGCCGAGAUGUUCCACUGCGAGUGUCUCUCCACCUACACAGGUCCAACCUGUGCCGACGAGAGGAACCCCUGUGACCCCAGCCCGUGCCACGUCUCAGCCACCUGCCUGGUGCUGCCAGAGGGAGGUGCCAUGUGCGCAUGCCCCAUGGGGCGGGAAGGGGAUUUCUGCGAGUUCGUCACAGAGCAGGACCAGACCAUGCCCUUCCUCCCGGAGUUCAACGGCUUCUCCUAUCUGGAGCUCAGCGGGCUGCAGACCUUUGUGCCCGAUAUGCAGGAAAAGUUGUCCAUGGAGGUCGUGUUCCUGGCCAAGAGCCCCAGUGGCAUGAUCUUCUACAACGGGCAGAAGACGGACGGCAAAGGGGACUUUGUCUCGCUGGCCUUGCAUGACGGCUACCUGGAGUACAGAUACGACCUGGGCAAAGGGGCAGCGGUGCUCAGGAGCAAGGAGCCAAUCCCCCUGAACACAUGGGUCAGUGUCUUCCUGGAGAGGAACGAGCGCAAGGGAGUGAUGAGGAUUAACCACGGCGAGAGGGUGAUGGGAGAGUCACCGAAAUCCCGUAAGGUGCCUCACGCCUUCCUGAACCUGAAGGAGCCCCUGUAUGUUGGGGGCGCGCCCGAUUUCAGCAAACUGGCUCGCGCCGCGGCCAUCUCCACCAGCUUCGAUGGCGCCUUGCAGAGGAUCUCCAUUAAGGGGAUCCCUGUCCUGAAGGAGGAGAACAUCCGCAGCGCCAUCGAGAUCUCCACCUUCCACUCCCACCCCUGCACCCAGAAGCCCAACCCCUGCCGGAACGGGGGCAUGUGCAAUCCCCGGCUGGAGAGCUACGAGUGCGCCUGCCAGAGGGGCUUCUCCGGUGCCCACUGCGAGGAAGUGAUCAUCGAGAAGGCAGCCGGGGACUCCGAGGCCGUUGCCUUUGAUGGCAGGACCUACAUGGAAUACCACAACGCCGUGACAAAGAGUCCCGAAGUGCUGGACUAUCCCGCAGACCACAGCGAGAAGGCCUUGCAAUCCAACCACUUCGAACUGAGCAUCAAGACGGAGGCCACCCAAGGCUUGAUCCUGUGGAGCGGGAAGGGACUGGAGCGCUCGGACUACAUCGCCUUGGCCAUCGUGAACGGCCACGUGCAAAUGACCUACGACCUCGGCUCCAAGCCGGUCAUCCUGCGUUCCACCGUCCCGGUCAACACGAACCAGUGGGUUCAUAUCAAAGCUUACAGAGUGCAGAGAGAGGGCUCCUUGCAGGUGGGCAACGAAGCCCCCAUCACUGGUUCAUCCCCACUUGGAGCAACACAGCUAGACACGGAUGGGGCCCUCUGGCUGGGGGGAAUGGAGAAGCUCAGCGUGGCUCACAAGCUGCCCAAAGCCUACAGCACCGGCUUCACCGGCUGCAUACGGGACGUGAUAGUCGACCGCCAAGAACUGCACCUGGUGGAGGACGCUUUAAACAAACCCACGAUAUUACACUGCUCGGCCAAAUAGACCCCAGGGACCCUUCGUACCCCCUCCCCCCUCCUGCCUAUUGCUGUAAUUAUUUUCUAUUUUUGUAAACUUAUUGCUUUUUAUAUUUUUUGGGGGGGGAGGUGGGGACCGAGGGGGGAAGAAACAUUUUUCCCCCUCCUUUUUUUUCCGGUUAUUUGUUUGGUUGCAGUGUAUCCAGGCUGGUCGGACUGUGAGCAGCAGCAACAAAGAACAAGCCCUGAAUCAAGUCUCUGAGAAGUGAGAAAGGAACACACACCCUGUAGCAUCCCGCCUUGGAAAUUUCCAUUCAUGAUUUCUCAGUCAUACUUGAAGCUUUUUUUUUUGCUUUUUUUUUCUUAUUUUAUUGCUCUGGUGGUUGCCCCCCCUGCCCUUGAGGGGGAAAGGAAAGGAUCCUGGUGCUGCUAAGACCCGUGGCCUUUGUGGAGACACAGCUUUCCCCUUCCACGCCACUGCAUCCCUCAGCCCUGGCUCGACGGAGAAGCUGUCUCCUAAGCCGGGGGAUUGAGUUGGUUUUCAGGCCUCUUCCCCGCUCCAUGUUCACCCCAUUUUUUUCUCCGUAAUUGUGCAUAGGGAUUGCACGUGCAUCUUUCCUCCGGUCGGGGCUGUCUCUGGCUAGAGGUGAGACCCAAACCAGCUCCCAGUGGGCUGGGGAGCCAGGGUUUUGUCUCACCUCGCAUCUCCUUGUCGACUCGCCAGUGCGAAGAUGAUUUUUUUUUGUUUGUUAUUAAUUUGGCCGAGAAAGAGGUGGCAUCAUCUUUAUUUUUCGUGCUAAGCCCUCUCCUCCUCCUGGAUACAUGCAGAAGCAGCUGCAAAACCUAUUUCCAGGCUUUAUUUUUAGCCGGACGUGUCCCAGAUCUGCCCACUUGGCUUUGCUGCUGUUUCCAAGAGCCUUGGUUGUUUACCAAAACUCAUCCUCCCCUCAAGCCAGUGCAAAGGCCGUUGGAUGUUUUGGGGUUCGGAGCCCCCAGCACCCUCCCCAUCUCCCGGGAAGGUCAGCCAGACCUGAAGGCACAGGACCGGGAUUGGUUUUCAUUUGGAUCCAUUGGAAGCACACUUCUGUGCCUAUCCCACCCCUUUUGCAGCCCCCUGAAAUGACCUGCCCUCCAUAUACAGAGAUGAGAUCUUGGACCAGCUGUCCUAAGGAUUUCUGCUUCUGUGGUAGCACCAUGAAAGCCAUUGACUACAUGGUUUUGGCAAUGGCCAGCACAAUGGCAGGCCCCGAUUCUGCUCAGAGCCUCCCCGGCACUACAGGAAUACAAACAGGAGCAUCACUGGGGACAGGGCUGGAGCCUUGCAGUUCAGCCCAGAGACAAAGACGGAGGCAGGGUGGUUUGUGAGCUUUUCUUAAAUGCUAUUUUGUUCCCACCCCCAUUGCAAAUCAUUCCUUGUAAAAGCAAACUAUGAUGCAAAUACUGUAACGCCACCUACAAACCCAGUGCGUGUGUGCGUGUGUGCAAGAGAGAGCCCAUUAAAUAUAUCCGUAUAUAUGUUUGUAUGCGAAUGCUGAUUCUCUUCUUAAGGAAACAACGCCCCUGAUGCUAGAGUCCCUGCAAAGGAUUGUCCAUUUCCUUAUCCAUAGGAGGAACCAGCCAGUGCUUUCUAGUAUCUUAUAUUCCCCUUUCCACCCAGAGCAAGGCAGUUGGCAUGGCUUCAUCGCAUGAAAAGCCCACGUUCUGCAGCUUGUGGCAUUAAGGUGACAGAUCCUCCCUUUUACAAAUUGAUGUUAGGAACCGACUGCACCAAGUGGGACUGUUUCACAGCCAGUUUUUUGGCCUUGCUGCUGCCCUCCCUUACUCCCACCAAAAGCUGUGAACUAAGUUGUGAGCCACAAAACCAAAAUCACCUUCCUCAGGGCAUGAUCUGAAGGCAGGUGGGAUGGAGGGGAGCAGCACGCCGGUAAAACCACUGUUCUCUUUGAAGGUGCGCGCGUUGUCCUACUGCCACCAAACCCCGUGUCAUCACAGAUGCCUUGGACUAGUGUGUGUCAAAACCUUCCAGAGAUGCCUUCUUCUGCAUGGGGGUAUCCGUUUGCUGGGGAUAGAGAAGGGGCAGGGGGUGGGGGGAGGAGGGGGCUUUUUGAUAUCCCUUGUCAGUGUCUUCUGUUUCCAUCUCUUUACUUUCCUAGAUCCAGCUUAAAGAAAUCAGACUUCCAUCCCAGCUCAAAAGCCCUUCCUUCAUGUCUUCUAUGGAAAUCCAUGCCUGAGCAGUUGCUGUCCAGGGUGGUUAGUGACUUAGUUGGGUUCAUGCCCCCUGGGAGACAACGUGGAGACUCCAGUAUGGUGUGUGUGUGUGUGUGUGUGCGCGUGCGUGUGUGUGUGGCGAUACCACAUUUUAAGUGGCUACUGUAAAUAUAUUGUGGUUCCUGAUGGAGAGUAAUGUGCUUGUGUUGUAAAGCAGACUGACUACUGUACUUUAUUCCCACGGUGUAGGUAGCCAGCGGCUAACUAGGACUGCGGGGGUUCAGGGUGGGAAGGAAGACAACCAAACCCCUCUCUCCGCCUGUAGUUUGAAACUUAGGCUCUAGCUGGACAGUGCAGCCUCAACAGUGGAUCCCGAGGGCUGAAGAUCCCCAUGCGGGGGAGGCAGAAACAUGCACAGAGAAAGCUGCUACAUUUCCCAGAAUGCCACUAAAAUGAAGCCAAGGUUACUGCAAAAAAAAUAAUAAUAAAAAAAAAACAAAACAAAACAAAACACUGUCUGCUUUUGCUGGGGCUUGGAGAUGCCUUAAAACAAAACAUUGUGUCCUUGUCGUCAAGCAUCUUGAACCAACGGCGCAUUUGGGAGCGCUCCCAAGGGGCCAUGCACUUAACUGGGGCUUUAUUUUUAACAGCAUUUAUAACUCAUAUGUACAAAGCGACAUGGAUGUUUGGGGUUGGGUUUGGGGUUUUGGGGGGGGUUCCUGUUUUUUUUUAACUUUUUUUUUUUUUUGGCUAUUUUUUAAAUUUGUCUGUCCACGUGGCUUCAUUUUUUUUAGGGUAACGUAAUGAUCAUUGUGACCUGCUGUAUGACUUCUGAAGGGCAAUGCACAGUAGAGGAGCAGCAUGAUAUAACCAUUACUAACUUGUGUCUUUCGUCAAUCACCAUGAAAUAAAGUUUGGAAACAAUUAAACGUGUUUAAAAGGGA
Messenger RNA from Alligator sinensis (Chinese alligator), 9165 nucleotides. It is a transcript of the gene AGRN, whose product is annotated as agrin. Gene Ontology annotation, biological process: G protein-coupled acetylcholine receptor signaling pathway; receptor clustering. The record is from RefSeq and is a predicted model, not a curated record. The coding region runs from base 165 to 6041 and encodes 1958 amino acids. Gene Ontology annotation, molecular function: calcium ion binding; laminin binding. The transcript is spliced from 38 exons. Lineage: Eukaryota; Metazoa; Chordata; Crocodylia; Alligatoridae.